UCCGUUAACCUUGCCAAGACGGUUUUCGUAAUAGUUUCAAGUUUGGCGACAAUGUCGAUGUUUCCAAACACUAUUAGAGCCCCUUUAGGCUCGGCCGUCUCAAGACUUUCGCACACGGUAACUAAAAGCAAUACAAGACCAUUAGCCAAGUUUCAAACGGCAAAUAUUCCAGUUAUAGGGAAGAGUUCUCCUGAAUUGCAGUCUUUCAAUGCAAGGGUUGCCGCUGUCAGUUGUCUGUCAAGAAGAGGUUACCACACGGACCUCCCAGAACCGGACUUCUCCAAAUACAGAACAAUAUCCUCCCAGAAGGCCAAUGUCCCGAGAGACACGAAUGAUACGACAAGAAAGAUCUUCUCCUAUACUUUAGUUGGAGGAGUGACAGCAGCCACUGCCUACAUGGGUAAGGAACUUGUACAGGACUUGGUGGGUUAUCUGGACAUUAAUGAUGCCGCCAGGGCCAUGGCAGUGACUGAAGUUAAGUUGACAGAUAUCCCCGUGGGAACAAGCAUACUCACAACUUGGAAGGGGAUGCCAUUAUUUGUCAGACACAGAACAGAGGAGGAGAUAAAAAUCGAGCAGUCUGUUGACCUCCUGUCCCUCCGUGACCCCCAGCACGACUCUGACCGGUCACUCAGACCCGAAUGGAUGGUGUUGAUUGGAGUCUGUACACACUUAGGGUGUAUCCCUCUCCAGGACCAAGGCGCACACCCUGGAGGAAUGUAUUGUCCCUGCCACGGCUCCCAUUACGACUCCUCUGGGCGUAUCAGAAAGGGACCAGCCCCCCUUAAUCUUACAGUUGCUCCACACAAAAUUAAAGGAGAUUAUCUAGUUGUUGGAUAAAGUUUAGUUGUCAAGGAUAAUGUUUUUCAAAAUGAACAGUUGGAUGAUGUUGUGUUAUACGUUAAAGAACAUGAUGAAUGAAUAGAAUGUCCUCAAAACGAUCCGAGGAGUGAUAUAUCUUGUUCUUAAAAUGCAUUAAAUUAUGUUUAUAAGUA
Messenger RNA from Saccostrea echinata, 995 nucleotides. RefSeq lists its product as uncharacterized. Gene Ontology annotation, molecular function: quinol-cytochrome-c reductase activity; 2 iron, 2 sulfur cluster binding. The coding region runs from base 52 to 840 and encodes 262 amino acids. Gene Ontology annotation, cellular component: membrane. The transcript has 4 exons. The record is from RefSeq and is a predicted model, not a curated record. Lineage: Eukaryota; Metazoa; Mollusca; Bivalvia; Ostreida; Ostreidae. Gene Ontology annotation, biological process: mitochondrial electron transport, ubiquinol to cytochrome c.